This is a messenger RNA of Mobula hypostoma (lesser devil ray), 1775 nucleotides long. Its product is annotated as actin, non-muscle 6.2-like. The transcript is spliced from 3 exons. Lineage: Eukaryota; Metazoa; Chordata; Chondrichthyes; Myliobatiformes; Myliobatidae. The coding region runs from base 119 to 1249 and encodes 376 amino acids. The record is from RefSeq and is a predicted model, not a curated record.
GUGACUGUCUGUCGGUGGGUCUUCGUGCUCCAUAAAGAGAGAGGAACUGUGGGAUGGGGUCUAUUUUGUCGCAAUAGCUUUGUUCUUUUGACUUGUCAUUCCCUCCACGCUGUAAACCAUGGCUGAUGAUGAGAUUGCUGCGCUAGUUGUGGACAAUGGAUCUGGUAUGUGCAAGGCCGGAUUUGCGGGGGAUGAUGCCCCCAGAGCUGUGUUUCCUUCCAUUGUUGGGCGGCCUCGACACCAGGGUGUGAUGGUGGGAAUGGGUCAGAAAGACAGCUACGUUGGUGAUGAAGCCCAGAGCAAGAGAGGCAUCCUGACCCUGAAAUACCCAAUUGAGCAUGGCAUUGUGACCAACUGGGACGACAUGGAGAAGAUUUGGCACCACACCUUCUACAAUGAGCUGCGAGUGGCCCCAGAGGAACACCCUGUCCUCCUCACAGAGGCUCCACUCAAUCCCAAAGCCAACCGUGAGAAGAUGACCCAGAUCAUGUUCGAGACCUUCAACACUCCAGCCAUGUACGUUGCCAUUCAAGCUGUGCUGUCCCUGUACGCCUCUGGCCGUACCACUGGCAUUGUGCUAGAUUCUGGGGAUGGUGUAACUCACACUGUGCCGAUCUACGAAGGCUAUGCCUUGCCACAUGCCAUCCUGCGUCUGGACCUGGCUGGCAGGGAUCUCACUGACUACAUGAUGAAGAUCCUGACCGAGCGUGGGUACUCCUUCACAACCACAGCUGAGAGGGAAAUUGUCCGUGACAUCAAAGAGAAGCUUGCUUAUGUGGCCCUAGAUUUUGAAUCUGAGAUGCAGACAGCCAGCUCAUCCUCAUCCUUGGAGAAAAGCUAUGAGCUUCCUGAUGGCCAGGUUAUCACCAUUGGUAAUGAGCGUUUUAGAUGCCCAGAAACCCUCUUCCAACCCUCCUUCAUUGGGAUGGAAUCUACUGGAAUCCAUGAGACCUGUUAUAACAGCAUCAUGAAAUGUGAUGUGGACAUCAGGAAGGAUCUGUACGCCAACACAGUCCUGUCUGGUGGAACCACCAUGUUCCCAGGAAUCGCUGACCGGAUGCAGAAGGAAAUCACAGCCUUGGCUCCAAGCACCAUGAAGAUUAAGAUCAUUGCUCCACCAGAGAGGAAGUACUCGGUAUGGAUCGGAGGCUCCAUUCUGGCUUCUCUCUCUACCUUCCAGCAGAUGUGGAUCAGUAAGCAGGAGUAUGAUGAGUCCGGCCCCUCCAUUGUCCAUCGCAAGUGCUUCUAAUUUGUUGAAGAUUAGAACUGAUUUAACCUUGAUUAGAUUGAGAUGGAAAUGUUGCCUUUUCAUUCUCAUUUCUCCAAACAUUGCCUGCCCAGUUAACUUGAAUUUUGUUAGGCCUUUGUGGUUAUGAUGUAAGUUUUAGUGACAACUCUAGAUCUGAUUCAAGAAUGGUUGGGUUGCUCACAAUCCUAAAAUAUUAAGAUACUUGGGAGAAACAAUAUUGAUUUCCAGCUACUAGAUAGAUAGGCCUCUUACAGUACACAAACGUGAGUGAAUUUAAAGGACAAAAAUCCCUCUGGUUUGCCCUCCUACAUCUGGUAUCAAAUUGUGAAUUAGGAAAGUGACUGUUUUCAUUUUUGCUUUGACAGUUGUCUUGAGCAGAAUGGGACAAUGGACAAUACACAAUUGCCCUGGGAGUCUGGGUUUCUGGGGAAUGAGAAUCAUCUCAUGAAAGUUUUCAUCUCUGCUGGAAAUGGUUGCAAAAUAUUUGUUAUUGCAAAACAUUUAAUAAAAAUGCAUUUGAACAACA